AUGUCGUUGGUUUAUCUCGUGCUCGGCCAGGCUUGGGGAGUUUCUCUGUGGUUUGGGGAUAGUUCCCGCCUCGCGAUGGGCCGGGUCCUGACAGUUAGGGGCGAUGGGUAA
Messenger RNA from Plenodomus lingam JN3, 111 nucleotides. NCBI's taxonomy places the organism in Eukaryota, Fungi, Ascomycota, Dothideomycetes, Pleosporales, Leptosphaeriaceae. The record is from RefSeq and is a predicted model, not a curated record.